Messenger RNA from Cebus imitator (Panamanian white-faced capuchin), 943 nucleotides. RefSeq names its product ribosomal protein S27 like (gene RPS27L). Lineage: Eukaryota; Metazoa; Chordata; Mammalia; Primates; Cebidae. Gene Ontology annotation, cellular component: cytosolic small ribosomal subunit; ribosome. Bases 16 to 771 code for a protein of 251 amino acids. Gene Ontology annotation, biological process: ribosomal small subunit assembly; translation. The record is from RefSeq and is a predicted model, not a curated record. The transcript is spliced from 4 exons. Gene Ontology annotation, molecular function: structural constituent of ribosome; RNA binding.
CUCUGGCACAUACUAAUGGUUAAUAGUGCUGUAUUUUUUAAUACACAAAAGAAGAGAAUAGUGGCAUCGCCCCGUGUGCCCACCUCGAGAGCCGAGCGAGAGCGGCCGGGCCAGGGGGCUGGGGCCGAGAGGCCUCCGGGUUCCGGGGUUGCGCGGGCCAGGGUGGCCGAGGGCGCUCCCUCGCAACAGCCUAAGCCCGACGCCGCUCCCCAGCCAGAUCCUGGCCUCAGGCAUCGCAGAGUCCGCGGCCCUCGCCGACGACCCCGUUUAGACCCACAGGACUUGGCAUCCUCGAAUGCGCCCCACUCCCAGGUCCUCCCUGCACCCUGGACCAGCGGACAUGGCUUGAGCGUCCGCUUCUACCACCGAGAGGAGGGCCUAGAGCGGACAGGCCCGCCCUGCCGCUCCUCCCUGUCGCCUCUAUCCCGGAAGUUGAUGCCGAGCGCAGAUCGCGUGCAGCUUGUUAGCGGUGUCGGCUGGGAGGUCUGGAAGGGCUGGGCUUGCGAGAGGAUCAACAUGCCUCUGGCUAGAGAUUUAUUACAUCCGUCCUUGGAAGAGGAAAAGAAAAAACAUAAAAAGAAACGCCUAGUGCAAAGUCCAAAUUCUUACUUUAUGGAUGUAAAAUGUCCAGGUUGCUACAAGAUCACCACGGUUUUCAGCCAUGCUCAGACAGUGGUUCUUUGUGUAGGUUGUUCAACAGUGUUGUGCCAGCCUACAGGAGGAAAGGCCAGACUCACAGAAGGGUGUUCAUUUAGAAGAAAGCAACACUAAUGAUCCAAACAGCUUCCUGAAUUUGUGUUAUCUCACAGAAAGCCUUAUCAUAAGUUCCAUAAUUCUAAUUAAUCUACCAAGAUAAUGUAAUUAUAUUUGGUUUUGUAAGGUAUACAACAGUGAACUACUAUUUUGGUGUCAGUUUUUCAAUAAAGUUUUGAUUAUGGGCAAA